AUGAUGUCCCUACUUCACGGGAAAUCUUGUUCAGAUCUUCCGUUGAAUGUAUGUUACUCCAAGGACGUCCCUCCAUAUAUUGCCAUGCCUACAACACCUCGUCCUACGGAGUUAUCCCCAGAUCAACCGCCAAAUUCCAUCCUCAAAUAUCUCCCCAGUAAUGUCAUCCAAGAGAUCUUUCAAUAUGUUCACCAAUAUGAUCUAGUCAACCUCCUGAUACUAUGUAAGGAGAUUUCCCCACUAGCUAUCGAACGACUUUAUCGUCGAGUUACCGUCAUUUUGAACGCCGACAUCCCUGUGAUGUAUCACAAUUCCAGCCAUUAUAUACGAGAAAACGGUAUAAAAUUCAUGGAUACGUCACUUAUCAUGUCCAACGAUCAACUCCUUCUGUUUCUCGACAUUCUUACCAAAAACCCCCAUCUUAUCCAAAAAGUCAAAUAUUUCAUCUUCGAUAAAUGCCACCCCAAUUUGGUUGGUGGUACUGUUCCCUCCGAUUCGAAAUCGUUCAACGAAGGACAGUUGAGUUUCAUUCAGAAUGAUAUCAUUGAAUUCUUUGGGGCGCAUGCCACUCAAUUGAGUUUCCUUCAUAUCACCUUCAUUGAUUUCAUCUCGGGGAUCGAGAAGUACAGUAAAUUCUUGAGCAACGAAAACAUCCGAAAUCGGAUCUUCAAGUUGUUCUGCUUGGACUUAUCCAGCUUAUAUACUCCUUUAAUACCUCAGUGCCUUACAAACUUGUUCCUCAUGUUGGAUGAAAUGGAAUUAUUGGAGACCGACGUGAUAGAUUUGAGUACUCCGCAGUAUCAGUGUUUCAACUCUCUUUUCACGCUAUCUUGUAGUACUAACAAUCAGCUAGGACUCGAAAUACUAAGGAAAUUCAGAUUGGAUAAUGACUUGAAGUUGAAUUUAAAAGGUUUGACGAUAUUUCAUUGUCACAAAGAAGAUUUAUUGAUCGAUGAAGAAUUCAAUUUCAAUCACCAUCCUACCAGUUUAUCAAGUAAUCUAUUAUUAAAUGAGUUUAUUAGUGAAUUAGAUAAGAAACUUGACUUCAAAGUGAUAGAAUCCACAAUAAACCUUCCGAAUUUGAAGAAUUUGUACCUUAAAAUCGAUUGUAACGAACACAGAAACAAUAAUUGUAAUUGUUUCCCCAAUUUCUUCAGAGAUAUGAAGAAAUUCACAAUGGAAAAUGAAGGUCUACCACAUCUUGAAAGUUUUGAAUUGGAAGUUUUCCCUAAUCUUGAAUGGUUGAGACCCCAUCAACUCUUGGAGAAUAUCCUUACACCUUUGGGAACGUUCAUUAAGAGUUUAAGUAACUUAUCCCGAUUAACCAUUGACUUUUCAACACCUGGGUUCAAGAUGUUUGAUAAUUCUAUGGGUAUGACAUCUUCGAUCUUGAAUAGAUUGAAUGAAAGAUUGAUGGAAGCCUUUUUCCUUUGUUUCUUAUCAUCAGACAACUACGGAACCAUCAAGAACCUUAAGACCUUACAGCUACCCGACUUUUUAACGUCUUUCAUUUACUAUAAACCCAAUUUCUAUGAAUCGUUACUUCAUACCUGUAAAUGUUGGGGGUGUCAAUUGGUACUUGAACGGUUAAAGCAGGACUUUUACCCCAUUAAUGAUGAUGAUGAUGAUAGACAAGAUGAUGAAAUGGAUCUCCAAUCCACAUACUAUAUAUUGAUAGGAUUUAUUUUAGGGAAGUUACAAGCUGAUAGAGAAGUUUGUGUACCCAUAAAGCAGAAAACCUUCAAUUUCAACAAUUACCCUAUUUACAAGGGUCAACCCCAUACUUUACAUUCCCAUUUCCACAAAACUAAAGACUGUAGAUGUAUUGAAGAAGAUCCUAGAGGGACAAGUUCUUUGAAUAUCGACAGUUUGGUGACAACUUACAUAAUCCAUCAAUUGGCACCUAUAAAAGAUUACUUAUCCAUGAUCUUCUACAAGCUAGAUAAUUUGAUGAUCCAUGGGAUCUAUUAUCAGAACGUUGAUGGAAUCAUGGUACCAAUAUUCGAUAAUUUAGAUUAUCCUGAAGAGUUAUUAGAGGAACGAGCUAUUGAAAUUGAAGAGGGAUUGAUUCCUAAGGUUCCUUUUGGUCAAUUCCGUAAAACUUAA
Messenger RNA from Yamadazyma jaroonii, 2106 nucleotides. The record is from the annotation of a GenBank genome assembly. Lineage: Eukaryota; Fungi; Ascomycota; Pichiomycetes; Serinales; Debaryomycetaceae.